This is a messenger RNA of Elgaria multicarinata webbii, 2056 nucleotides long. RefSeq names its product transcobalamin 2 (gene TCN2). Bases 192 to 1496 code for a protein of 434 amino acids. The transcript is spliced from 10 exons. Lineage: Eukaryota; Metazoa; Chordata; Lepidosauria; Squamata; Anguidae. Gene Ontology annotation, molecular function: cobalamin binding. The record is from RefSeq and is a predicted model, not a curated record. Gene Ontology annotation, biological process: cobalamin transport.
UCCAAGCAAACAGGAGUGAAAAAGGCUCUCCCCCACCACACUCUGCCUCUGGGGAGUAGGGGGAGAAAGACUGUCUUUCUAAAAGCUGGUCUUAGCCCCCCCCCAUCACCCCCUUUGUAAUUAAAGGGGAAACAAGAGGAAGUGAAGAGACCCGGUCCUGGGACAGGAAGCCACUGCAAACGCCAGGAGGCAUGGAUCCGAGGUGGCCCUGGGUGUUUCUCCUCCUCCUCCAUAUCCUGUUUGGCUCAGUCCAGCAGUGUGAAAUCCCCAGGGGAAAUUCUCAAGCCAUCAGAUCUUUGAACGCAGAGCUCCUGAAGCUGACGGUGGCAGAAACCUCUGAGGAGCUAAACCCCAGCAUCUACCUGGGCCUUCGCCUCUCUGAUGACCACAGCCUCGCGAGGGAGAGCCAGUACCUCCAGAGACUACACGCGGCCUUUCAGUCCAACGCCAGCAGGCCUCCUUCCGAAGUCCACUACCAGGAGCAUCCUGGGACAGGCCGUCUGGCUCUUAACCUCCUUGCACUACGUGCUGCGUGCCAGAACAUGAAUACCAUCACGGGGAAGCAGCUGGUCACCCAACUUAAGCUUCACUUGGAGGAGGAAAUGAAGCAGAUAGACAACAAGAGCAUUGCCCACCCCGUCACCAACUACUACCAGUACAGCUUGGGGGUCUUGGCCCUGUGUGUGCACAGCAAGAAGAUCAACGAGCGUGUAAUUGACAAGCUCCUGCAUGCGGAGGCGCAGAGCAAAUUUCGGCACAUCCGUGGGCUCUCUGUGGACACGGAGGCCAUGGCAGGUUUGGCCUUUGCCUGCCUGAAACGGGCCACCGGGUACACGCCGGAACUAGCGCCGAAGCUGGACCACGUGGUCAACAGACUGAAGAAGAAGAUCCUACGGGCUCAGACCUCCGAGGGGGCUUUUGGGAACAUCUACAGCAGCCCCCUGGCGGUGCAGUUUCUGAUUGCUACACGGUCGAGCCGGGAGCCGAAGUGUGCCAACGGCGUGGCUGCCCUGCUUCGGAGCCUGGAGCAGGGAGGAUUCAAGAACAGCCUCAUCAUGUCUCAGCUGCUGCCUGUGCUUCACGGCAAAAGCUACCUGGACCUUGCCGGCUUGCAGUGCAACGCAGGGAGAGACUCCUUGGAAGUUGGCACUCCGUCUCCCAAACCGAGGGGGCCAAGUCAGCCAAUAAGCGUCCGUCUGAUUGUGGAGAACUCCACGAGUCACCUGUACAAACAGCUCCUGCAGGUCCCCCUUGGCGCCUCCUUGUUGGAUAUACUGACGGCUGCCAGGAAGCUGGGCCACAAGCCACUCAGCUUUGAGACCGAGGAAACCCUGUCCGGCCCGCUACUCACCAGCAUGAUGGGGCUGAAAGCCCAGAAAGGAGAACGCAAGUACUGGAAGAUUCUCCGGGCCCCAAACACCAGCCUGCGGGAAGGUAUUGCUGACUACAUUCCACGAAAUAGAGAAAACAUCAUCUUCAGGUUUAUUCCAUGGUAGAGGCAAACCCCGGCCUCCCUGGCCGACACUGCUGUCGCCACCAAUUGCAGGAACAUGCACUGUGUUGCCACUGGAUGACUGCAAAGUGAUCUAUUUCUCAUGUCUUUCAAUGAGGACUAGAAUCUUGAUCUUCGAUGGACACUUACCUCUAAUGCAACUGCUUGCUCAAACCAGGCUCAAAGGGAAAAAACGCAACCACUGGACAGAGAGACACAGAGCCUCAGUUUUGUUAAUGUUGAUUUCAUAAUGAAACGCCGCUGGAAGUCCAUCCCAAGACAUUUUGCCAGCUCUAGUAGGUCGACUUUGCAGUGCUGUGUGUGCUGCUGUGAUGUAUCCAAUAACAGAAGGCACUUCAGGGCACACCUUUUAAUCGCACCCUGGUUCACAGGUGUCUCUAAAACACUGCUGUUCAAACAACCCCUGCGCUGCUCGGGAACUCUGAGUCAUUAGUGACAAAUCCAAUGAAACAAAAUUAUGGAUUUCAGACUAUAAAGUCACAAGACCGACAAAAUAAGAGUGUGACGUUUUAAAACCUAGCAAUAAACAUGUGAAUCAUCUUC